This is a messenger RNA of Linepithema humile (Argentine ant), 2973 nucleotides long. It is a transcript of the gene Etl1, whose product is annotated as SWI/SNF-related, matrix-associated actin-dependent regulator of chromatin, subfamily a, containing DEAD/H box 1. Lineage: Eukaryota; Metazoa; Arthropoda; Insecta; Hymenoptera; Formicidae. The record is from RefSeq and is a predicted model, not a curated record. Gene Ontology annotation, cellular component: nucleus. Gene Ontology annotation, molecular function: ATP binding; DNA binding; chromatin binding.
AAAUUUUAUAUGUGCACUCGAUUUAUUCCUCCACUUGAACGAUUCCGUCACUUAAUUGCAAAUAUUUCUGAACGUUAGACGAUCUUAUAUGAAAAUCAGGCAUAAUAUUAUCCUGGCGGAUGUGCUAUAGAGUCCGGUCUAUACAUUUCUACAUAUGUAGUUGGACGCGUUCGGAACCGCUCUUUUAUAUAUCUGCCAAACUCGAAUUCGAAAGUUUCUCCGCAAACAUGCAUUUUUGCCAGCGUCCCUCGUUCGAUUAACGCGAUGUCCGGAUCGAAUUCGCCUAAAACAGAUACGAGUACCAACCCUUUGCGGCAAUUUCGCAUUCAAAAAAGACGAACGAAGACAAUGAACAUGUCUGAUGACGAUAGCAAUUUGGUAAGUUCGGAUACACAAGCACGCCGUAAAUUUGUAAACCGCAUUGAAGAUAGUGACAGUGAUAUUGGUAGUCCAAUUAAAUCAAGUUCAGAUUGUAAUAUCAAAGAUAAAGAGCAUAUGUUUAAAUACCUGAGAACUUUAUAUCCACAAAAUGAUGUAAUGCAGAUACAUAAAACACUUUGUGAUGCCAAUUGGGAUGUCGAAGAAGCCAAGGAGGCACUUAAGAAUAAUAAGAAGAGAAGUUCGGUAUCUAGAAAAACUAACAAGAAGAAAAGAAGAAAAUUAAAUGAAGAUGAAGAUGUGGAUGUUGAUUCGGAUGAAGGACAUUAUAAAGACAAAGUAUUUAAUAGCGACGAAGACUCAGAUGUAGAAAUAUCUAAUGAAUUCACUGAUGAUAAAAAGGCUAUUUUAGAAUUUAUGCAAACUGCUCUGCCUUCAGAAUUGCUUCUUAUGUCUCAAUGUUCUCAAAAGAAAGCCAAUGCUAUUAUAGAAUCAAGACCAUUUGACGAUUGGAGAGACUUAGUGAAUAAAUUCAAAAACACAAAGUACUUAGACACAGACUUGUUAAAUGCAGCUGACGUAUUGCUGUCGACGCGGAAUGUAAUAGAAAAUCUUAUGAAAAAAUGCCUGCAUUUGUCCGCCAAUAUGGAAAAAGCUGUAGCUGCCGGUGCGUCAGCCAUAACGCAGCAGCCGAAAGCAUUAUCGCCAGAUUUAACAUUAGCUCCUUACCAAAUGGUUGGUCUGAAUUGGCUUGCUGUUAUGCACGCGCAUAACGUGAACGGCAUAUUAGCCGACGAGAUGGGUUUGGGAAAAACUGUACAAGUCAUAGCAUUUCUCACAUAUCUGAGAGAAUCCGGCCUGCUUGACGAAAAGGAUGGCCCCCAUUUAAUUGUCGUUCCCAGUUCGACUAUGGAAAAUUGGUGGAACGAGUUGGAAAAAUGGUCACCCGGUUUGAAGGUUGUACAAUAUUACGGCUCUCAAGAUGAACGGAAAGAAAUGCGAAUGGGCUGGCGGAAUGGCGAGCUUGAUGACGUCGAUGUUUUAUUGACUACGUACAAUUUAAUCUGCAGCACACCGGAGGAGCGUAGAUUGUUUCGCGUUAUGCCGAUUAAUUAUGUGAUUUUCGACGAAGCUCAUAUGCUGAAGAAUAUGAGCACCGUUAGAUAUGAAAAUCUUGUGAGAAUUAACGCUAAACAUCGAAUCUUGCUGACUGGUACACCUCUACAAAAUAACUUACUGGAAUUAAUGUCUUUGCUAAUAUUCGUAAUGCCUUCACUAUUUGCUGGCAAACAGACUUCUUUGAAAAAUUUAUUUUCCAAAACUCCUAAAACAGGCGAUAAAAAGGACGGGGAGCAACCGUUAUUCGAAAGAGAACAGGUCAAGAAGGCAAAGAAAAUUAUGCAGCCAUUCGUUCUUCGACGGCUUAAAACUGAAGUUCUACGCGAUUUGCCGCAUAAGAAGGAAGAGAUAAUGCGAUGUGCGUUAAUCGAAAAGCAGCAAAGCAUGUACAACAAAUUAAUCGCACAGUUUUCAAAAAGAAUUGCACAAGAGAAGGACAGUGAGAUUGCAGAUGCGAAUGAAAGUGGAACCGGCAUGAUGAUGCAAUUGAGAAAGCUUGCCAAUCAUCCUCUUCUUGUACGUGAUUAUUACGACGAGGAGAAACUUAAGGCUAUAGCGAGUAGAUUGGCGAAGGAGCGAGGUUACAAACAGGAGAAUCCGGAAUACAUCUUUGAGGAUCUAAUUUGGACGUCAGACUAUCAGUUAAAUCAAUUAACACGCAUGUACAAAAGUGUGGCCGGAUUUGGCUUACCGCAGGAACUCAUUCCUCAAGCUGGCAAAUUGAGGAAACUGGACGAAUUGUUGCCGCAAUUGAAAGCGGAUGGUCACAGAGUGCUCAUUUUUAGCCAAUUUACUAUGGUGCUGGAUAUACUCGAAGAGUAUUUAGCUAUUAGGGGACAUACAUUUCUAAGACUCGAUGGCAGUACACCCGUGACUGAAAGACAAACUCUGAUAAACGAAUACACGCAAGAGCCAAAUAUAUUCGUAUUCUUGUUAUCCACAAGAGCCGGUGGUUUGGGAAUCAAUUUGACAGCUGCCGACACAGUUAUAAUUCACGAUAUAGAUUUCAAUCCUUAUAAUGAUAAGCAAGCGGAAGAUCGAUGUCAUCGAGUGGGGCAAAAUAAACCAGUUACUAUAAUUAGAUUAUUAAGCGAAGGCACGAUAGAGGAAAACAUGUACGAGAUAGCUCAAGAGAAAUUGCAUCUCGAACAACAAAUCACUGAAACUGAAGAAAAUGAAAGUGCGGACAAGAAAUCUGUUCUAAAAUUAUUAAAAAUGACUAUAGGCCAGGAUGUUCACAAUAAAUCUUUACCGUCGACGAAAAAUAAGGAAUCUGAUAUAGAAAGUGAUAAAAAUUGUAAAUAAGAAAUUAAUUUAUUUAUAAUAAUCAUAAUUUUUUUAUAUAUUCCAUUUUAUAAAAUAUCAAGUAUUUAAUUAUAACUCAACGACUCAAUGUGGAAAUAUAUAACACACACACACACACAUACACAAUUUGUAUGUUUCCUAUGUAUGAAGUACAAUCAUGAUACACUUAAU